AUGUCAAAUCUGAGCGUUGUGACAACAUUCAUCCUCAUGGGGAUUCCCCAUGCACCAGCCCUGGAUACCACCCUUUUUGGAAUCUUCUUAGUGAUUUAUGUACUCACUGUGGUAGGGAACCUCCUCAUCCUGCUGGUGAUCAGGGUGGAUUCCCACCUCCACACCCCCAUGUAUUACUUUCUGGCCAACCUGUCCUUCCUUGACAUGUGCUUCUCCACUGUCACUGUACCUAAAAUGCUGAUGACCUUCCUCUCUCCAGGGGGCAGGGAUAUCUCCUUUCACAGUUGUGUUUCCCAGCUCUAUUUCUUCCACUUCCUGGGCAGCACUGAGUGUUUCCUCUACACUGUCAUGUCCUAUGAUCGCUACCUGGCCAUCAGUUAUCCACUCAGAUAUAACAGCAUGAUGACAGGAAGAAUGUGUGCCCUCCUGGCCACCAGCACGUGGCUCAGUGGAUCUCUUCACUCUGCAGUCCAGAUAAUAUUGACAUUUCGUUUGCCCUAUUGUGGGCCCAGCCAGAUCCAGCACUAUUUCUGUGAUGCACCGCCCAUCCUGAAACUAGCCUGUGCAGACACCUCCACCAAUGAGAUGGUGAUCUUCAUCAACAUUGGAGUAGUGGCAUCUGGCUGCUUCUGCCUGAUAGUGCUUUCCUAUGUUUCCAUUGUCUGUUCCAUCCUGAAGAUCAGAACCACAGAGGGGAGACUGAAAGCCUUCCAGACCUGUGCCUCUCACUGCAUUGUGGUCCUCUGUUUCUUUGUUCCCUGUGUUUUCAUAUAUUUGAGACCAGGCUCCAAGGAUGCUGUUGAUGGGGUGGUGGCAGUUUUCUACACUGUGCUGACACCUCUUCUAAACCCUGUUGUGUACACCCUGAGAAACAAGGAAGUGAAGAGAGCACUAUUCAAGCUGAGAAGUGAGUCAGUAUUCAGCCAGAGCAAAUAA
Molecule: messenger RNA, 936 nt
Organism: Chrysochloris asiatica (Cape golden mole)
Lineage: Eukaryota; Metazoa; Chordata; Mammalia; Afrosoricida; Chrysochloridae
Product: olfactory receptor 10G9-like
Exons: 1
Coding region: 1-936 (311 amino acids)
Biological process (GO): G protein-coupled receptor signaling pathway
Cellular component (GO): membrane
Molecular function (GO): olfactory receptor activity; G protein-coupled receptor activity
Source: RefSeq, a predicted model, not a curated record